Molecule: messenger RNA, 968 nt
Organism: Eleginops maclovinus (Patagonian blennie)
Lineage: Eukaryota; Metazoa; Chordata; Actinopteri; Perciformes; Eleginopidae
Gene: c8g
Product: complement component 8, gamma polypeptide
Exons: 7
Coding region: 133-801 (222 amino acids)
Biological process (GO): complement activation
Cellular component (GO): extracellular exosome; blood microparticle; membrane attack complex
Molecular function (GO): complement binding
Source: RefSeq, a predicted model, not a curated record
GAGGUUGAGUAAAUCAGAUUGGCAAUACUGCAGACUGAGACAGAGGGGACAGAAAAUACAUCACAACAACAGGAAAAGUUCAGAAAAGUCCAAAUCCAGGAACGUAGGAGACUGUGUGCAUGAGUGAGAGUGAUGGCUGGAGCAUGGCGCUGCAUGUUGGCAGCGGUUGCCUUGAUGUGUGUGUGUUUUUGGGAAUCAACCGAGGCUGUAGGGGCGGCUGUAAGUCGUCCACGACCCCAGAGACCACGUCCUAAGAAGCCAAAGGUCGACCCUAUUGACCUGGCCCCCGCAGCACAGAACAUAGACAUACAACAGAUGACAGGAACAUGGUACCUGCUCAACAUGGCCUCUAAAUGCUCUUACCUGAUAAACCAUGGGACCAAGGUGGAGCCCACGGUCAUGACCCUCACUCGCUCCCCUGACUCUGACCAAACACUGUCUGUUAGCACUAAAACCCGACAUAAUCACCAGUGCUGGGAGAUAUUACAGCGCUACCAUGUUUCACCAGCCACAGGCAAGCUUACACUUAAAGGAGCUCGUUCUGAGCUGGACACGGAGAUAGUGAUCGGGGAGACGGACUACAACUCCUAUGCCAUCAUGUACUUCCAGAAACGGGGCCAGAUCAGCAUUAAACUCUACAGCAGAUCUGUAGACAAUCUGUCUGAGCCACUGUUGAGCAAGUUUGAGCAGCUUGCUGAAAAACAGAAAUUUGGCCUGGCCUACCUCUUCCCCUUCCCCACCUACAGUCAUUGUGGUGCUGUGGACCAGGACCAUGUGAUCAACUGUGACCCUGCAUGCUGAGGAGGCAGAACUGUGCUGCAGACAGAUCCAGCCUUGAGGACUUUUCCUGCAGAUGCCUGAAUAUUUAAUCAUGUAAAAAUGUGUCUAAAUACUACAUCAAGGACUAUCAAUUGUAAAGCGCUGCAUUGUCACCAUUUACAGAUCAAUAAAACCAAACAGACAAUGAA